AUGGGAACCGCAAACUCAAGGAAUGAACACUGGCAAGAAGACUCAGAAGCACCUGAGUGUCAUAGUUGCCAUGUUCUCUUCUCUAUUAGUGUACGACGUCAUCAUUGCCGUAACUGUGGUUAUGUUUUUUGCAGAAAUUGCUCAAACUUCAAUUGCACUAUUCCUACACGUGGACUACAAACACCUGUUCGUGUUUGUAGAGAAUGUUACCGAAUGUUGUGUGGAAAGGGUAGUAAAUCUGGUGGUGGGAUUAGUACUAAUACUACUAGUGCUUCUAUUACGAAUGGCUUUAGUAAUGACAAUGGUGUGAAUGGAAAUAAUAAAAGCGCGGGUAGGAGUCCUACACAAUAUGAAGGCAAUGAGACAGGUUAUAUUGAGGAGACAUCUCCUCCUACCGCUGGUACAGGUAUAGAUAACAAUUUGGAAAAUGAUAAAACCUUUUUUGUGGGUUCUGGAAACUCCGCCGAUACGAAUGAAUAUUCUGCAGAUAUAGCAGAGGCUUAUUAUAAUAGUUACACAAAACCUCAUGAAAUUACUACAGAAACACAUGUGGUGAGUGAUAAGGAAGCAAUUCAAAAAGAAAAGGAACUACUUAUAGAACGAUGGAUGGAAGUACGCCGACAGGCCGUAUUCACGGAUGUUCUCUUGCAGCGAGUGGAACGAGUUGAUGUCUCUACAGAAGUAGAGUGUUUUCAAGAAAUUGAAAAUAUUCUUUUACAACCACAGGAACAGGAUCUUUUACGUGUUAUGUUUCCAUUUCCAAAGGCUAUGGAAAAAAACGCAGAGCUCUUGAUGGAGCCGGUUACUCGUACUAUACCCUUCUUAGAAGAAAACUCUGAUAUGAUUAAGGAUACAUUACGAGAAUUAACUAAAAGUCUUACAUUGUUGCCUGUCCCAUCGAUACACACAAGUGAAUCUGCUCUUUUGCAUCAAGUUUAA
This is a messenger RNA of Trypanosoma theileri, 939 nucleotides long. Its product is annotated as putative zinc finger protein. Gene Ontology annotation, molecular function: ubiquitin binding; phosphatidylinositol-3-phosphate binding; metal ion binding. The transcript has a single exon. The record is from RefSeq and is a predicted model, not a curated record. NCBI's taxonomy places the organism in Eukaryota, Euglenozoa, Kinetoplastea, Trypanosomatida, Trypanosomatidae. Gene Ontology annotation, biological process: protein targeting to vacuole; protein transport to vacuole involved in ubiquitin-dependent protein catabolic process via the multivesicular body sorting pathway. The coding region runs from base 1 to 939 and encodes 312 amino acids. Gene Ontology annotation, cellular component: ESCRT-0 complex.